UGGGAAUUCACACAAAACUACUUUAGUUGGGAAUGCGGCACUCGUAGCCAAUCGUACUUGAUUCUUGAGCCAUUGUUCCAGUCAUCAGAGUCAGCACACCAUGGCUGGCUUCAGGCAAGAGGAUGUUGAGUUGUACUAUGAGAUGGGAGAGGAGCUGGGCAGUGGACAGUUUGCCAUCGUUCGUAAGUGUAAGGAAAAGAGCACAAGUGUGGAGUACGCAGCCAAGUUCAUCAAGAAGCGGCGGCUGUCGUCGAGCCGGCGGGGGGUGAGCCGCGAAGAGAUCGAGCGCGAGGUCAACAUCCUGAGGGAGAUCCAACACAGCAACAUCAUCACCCUGCACGACAUCUUUGAAAACAAGACCGACGUGAUCCUGAUCCUGGAGCUGGUGUCUGGAGGAGAGCUGUUUGACUUCCUGGCUGAGAAGGAGUCUCUGACUGAGGAGGAGGCCACCCAGUUUCUCAAGCAGAUCCUGGACGGCGUUCAGUAUCUACACUCGAAACGCAUCGCACACUUUGAUCUCAAGCCUGAGAAUAUCAUGCUGCUGGAUAAGAACGUCCCCAACCCCAGGAUCAAGCUGAUUGAUUUUGGUAUUGCGCAUCAGAUUAAAGCAGGAAACGAGUUCAAGAACAUUUUUGGAACACCAGAGUUUGUUGCGCCUGAAAUAGUGAACUAUGAGCCGCUUGGACUGGAGGCGGACAUGUGGAGCAUCGGAGUAAUCACAUACAUUCUGUUGAGUGGCGCUUCACCCUUUCUGGGCGAGACCAAGCAGGAGACCCUGACAAACAUCUCAGCGGUCAACUAUGACUUUGAUGAGGAGUAUUUCAGCAACACCAGUGAGCUGGCCAAGGACUUCAUACGCCGUCUGCUGGUCAAGGAUCCCAAGAAGAGAAUGACGAUUGAUGACAGCCUUGAACACUCCUGGAUUAAGGUGAUUAAGAGGCGAAAUGUCCGCCCAGAGGAGAGAGACCACAAGCCUGAGCGCCGACGCCUGAAGACCACUCGUCUGAAGGAGUACACCAUCAAGUCUCACUCCAGCAUGCCACCCAACAACACGUACAUCAACUUCGAGCGCUUCUCCCAGGUGCUCGAGGAGAUUGCGGCGGCAGAGGAAGGCCUGAAGGAUCUGGAGCGCAAUCAGCGCUCGUGCCAGGAGGAUGUGGCUGCGCUGCUGUCCAUAUACGAGGAGAAGGAGGGCUGGUACAAGGAGGAGAACCAGAGCAUCUCCAGCGACCUGAGCCACAUCCGCCAAGAGCUGCAGCGCACCCAAGCCCAGCGCAAGAGGAGCCAGGAAGAGACCCGGCUCACCAUGCAGGCCGCGAAUAUCCUCAAGCGCAAGUUUGGACGCCUGGAAAACCGCUACGAGGUCCUGGCUGAGCAGGUGGCCUCUGAGGUGCGCUGGGUGGAGGAGCUGGUCAAGUCCAUAUCUGCGGAGAAGGACGGCCUCGGCUCCGGCAGCAUGCCCUGAGCAGGCCUGAUGUCCAGCAAUGACACUUUCUUUCUCAAGUAUCUUCCUGCCCGUCUUCUCUGCACGUGUUCUGCACUGUGGGGUUUGAGUGGGUCAGUUGUUAUCAUAAGCUACGCUGCUGCUGCCCAUCAGGAAAAUGUUCCACCCUUUUUUAUAUCAUACUUGAGAGAACCAGCAAGAAGCAGAGAAGCAAAAACUUUGAACCCAUUCCCCCAUGAAAAGGCUCAUUCCUGUGUUUUAUACAUUUAUUUAUAAUUUUAGGGAUUUUAUGUACAGUUAUUUGUCCGUCACGCAUUGUAGUUAACACAAUUAUUUGCAAACUAUGUUGGCUUUUUUUGUUGCUGUCAGUAUUGCAGAUUGAAAAUACGUUCAUUUAUUUCUCUUAAUUUUCUUAAUUAUGUCUGAAUUUCCCAGUGCUGUAAGAGGUGGAGAUGUCUGCUCAUUUGCUCCUGCCUCAGGUUAUUGGCCAGUUAUGUGACAAAGCUUCACAAUAUUCAGCUUAUUGUGUGAGGUUUGCACAGAGUUCAGGGGUAUUUAUUUAUCCGGUUGCAUUUCAGAUUCAGUUGCAGCUGACGUUAAAAUUCUCUCAUAUGUUGGGACAGAGCGACUAUAAUGGAUGCGAUAAACAUAGACCCUCAGCAUAGAGAAAAGAGAGAUUCAGGGUAAUGCUUUCUUUUACAAGUCUGUCAUUAAAGUCGUUAUUGUAAUAAUUCUUUAAUUUCCAAAGGAUUUCUUGAAAGCUUCCUGGGAAGAACAAAGUAGAUUAGCUCUAAUCAAAGGGAAAAUCUAGUGUUUUUAGCUUGUUAUUUUAGCUGGUUUAAUUAGUUGUUUGAGACAUCCAGAGGAAUUUCCAUGAAUGAAAUUGCUGGAUUUAAAAUAAAUAUUUAUUCAUUCAGUCACUGUUGAAACUCUGUUCUUCAUACAUACUGAAUUUUAUAUUUGUUUGUAGGCACCUUUUACAUGAACAACUGCUAUCCUCUGACUAAAUGUCGCAAGCUUGCACUAGCUUAGCAUUUAGCUAGCGUUUAGGAAUUACAGGGAAGUAUGACAGUUGAUCACAGUCUACCUAUAAUUGGUACCAAAUCACAUGAUUCUUUCCAGGAAACCUCCAAGGACAUUAUUUGGGAAUUAAUGUGAAAUUACAGAGCUGUAAAAUGCACAGUUACUAGAUUCAGAAUGUAUAAACUCAUCAUUCAGUGCCUGUAAACUGAUCAACCGUAUUGCCUCUGCGAGCACUCAUCUGUCAUCAAGUUAAUGACACUUCUAUCACAUUGAUAUUGCUCAAUGUCUUAAACGCAACAACUUUUGCACAGUAGCCUUGUAAACCAAAUAGUGUGCAUGGAAACUUUCUCUAUAUGCUCUAACUCUUCUUGUUAUGUUUCUGUUUUCAUUCUGACCGUCUCUGCACACUCGAAACAUUCCAUCGAUCCGUUUCACAUCCAGCCGACACAUUCCCCAUGUAUAUCAUAGAGAGUGUAUUAUAUAGACCGUAGUAUUUUACAGUAGACAAAUGUAUCAUUGUAUCGUUUGCACUUAAAUGAUUAUAACAGUGUUCCAACAUAUAUUUUAAUCUGUCUCUUAGGUGUCAGAAAGAGCUGUAAAAAUGAACCGUUUGGGCUAGUUUCAAAUAAACACAGU
Chelmon rostratus (copperband butterflyfish) is the source of this 3103-nucleotide messenger RNA. RefSeq names its product death-associated protein kinase 3 (gene dapk3). Gene Ontology annotation, biological process: intracellular signal transduction; protein phosphorylation; positive regulation of apoptotic process. Gene Ontology annotation, molecular function: protein serine/threonine kinase activity; ATP binding. The transcript is spliced from 9 exons. The record is from RefSeq and is a predicted model, not a curated record. NCBI's taxonomy places the organism in Eukaryota, Metazoa, Chordata, Actinopteri, Chaetodontiformes, Chaetodontidae. Bases 101 to 1465 code for a protein of 454 amino acids. Gene Ontology annotation, cellular component: nucleus; cytoplasm.